CAUUCAUUUUAAUCAUUGACUUGAUAUUGUGAUCGUGACAAUUCUUAUUGAAGCUUACUGUGAAACGUUCUUAUUACGAUAGUUUUUAUUGAAAUUUAUACUCAAAUUUGUUAACAAAAUGCCACGAAGAGGACGUUCAGCAAGUCCGCCACCAGCUCCACAGCGACGAGCUGCUCCACCACCGAGCAAUGUGCCGGCUCAUGCACCUCCAUCAAGCCCGGGGCCUGUCCAUGCUCAACCCCAACAACCUUCAUUAUUCGGUCAGAUGGCUGCAACCGCUGGUGGUGUCGCCGUAGGAUCAGCGGUGGGGCAUAUGGCUGGUAGUGCUCUGACUGGAAUGUUUAGCGGUGGUAGCAGCGAGCCUGCACCACAGCAGCAGGCACCAGCAGCCCAGCCCGUGUACAAUCAGGCCCAGCCUGCACAGGGACCCUGCGCUUGGGAAAUCAAACAAUUCAUUGAGUGCGCCCAACAACAGCACGACCUGUCACUCUGCGAGGGAUUCAACGAAGCUCUCCGCCAGUGCAAAAUCAACAACCACAUCUAAUGCAUGUUCAUAGAAGGCCCUAUUAGUUAAAAUUAUUCCAUUGAUAUUUCUUAUGGCAAAAGGUUCAAAAUCAUGUGUUUUAUUAAUUUGUUACUAUACUAGAGAAAUUAUGGGGCACCUUCUUUAAUUUAUAGUGAAAAAGGGACAAUACAAGUUAAAUAGUAGUCAAUUUUUUAGUGAAUU
Molecule: messenger RNA, 727 nt
Organism: Papilio machaon (common yellow swallowtail)
Lineage: Eukaryota; Metazoa; Arthropoda; Insecta; Lepidoptera; Papilionidae
Gene: Chchd2
Product: coiled-coil-helix-coiled-coil-helix domain-containing protein 10, mitochondrial
Exons: 3
Coding region: 119-544 (141 amino acids)
Biological process (GO): mitochondrion organization
Cellular component (GO): nucleus; mitochondrion
Source: RefSeq, a predicted model, not a curated record